AUGUCUGAUUCAGGGAGUGUCAGUAGCCGGAGAGAAAUUGUGUUUUCGUACUCCCAAGGAAAACUUCUACGACCUAGGGACACGGUAAACAGAGUCCAGAGACGCAGACCUGUAGACAGCGAGGAGAGAGUAAUCGUAAAACGUCAGCUUGGUCACCCAUCAUACAGAACCAGAUAUUCCUCCGAUGCGGAAGUACCUAGGGAAAGAAGAGUGAUAAGGUCAAUUUCAAACCCGACAUAUACGUCACGACCGGUGAGAUAUGUGAUUCGCCGUCCUGCGCAGUCUCUAUCAAGCUCCUAUUCUUCAGAAACAGGAAGUUCUACAAUCACGCGCAGUGAGUCACCCAGCAGCUUCACGGAUACAUCGGAAACGUGCAGCACGUGCUCCAUAACAGACAGUGUAUCAUCACGUGACCAGCUAAGAUCCCCAACCAUUCGGCGACGUAUCAUAAGGCGUCGUCAAUCCCCCGAUUCUAUCGAAGGAUAUGAAGCCAGGCAGUUCCGUUCUAGAGAACCAGGGUCCUGGAGAAUUAUCCGAAGACAACCUGAGACUAAAUAUGUGGAAGAGAGGGCGCGCACUGCUGAACCAGAAUAUGCAGAAGUAAGAAGAAUAGUUGAACCAGAAUAUGCCGAAGUUAGAAAAGUAAGAGAAAUUGUUCGCCGAGCCCCGGUUCAGGAUCGUACUGUAAGUGAUGAUUCGGGUUCAACGGAUACCAGGUCAGAGAAAGUCCUCAUCGAGCGAGGGUUUCAAAAUCGCAUGCGUGAAUAUCAGUCCCAGCGUUCUCGUGAUGUCGCUACACAAAUGAUUACUCACUUCGUCCCACCACCAGAGGAACCUAGGGAGGAAAUAUUUACCAAUGAUGCUGUGACACAAACGGUGCCAGAACCCGGUCGUCCUCCAAAGCUCCCAAAAGACAGAUACAAAACUGCAGUCAUUCAAGCGGAAUCACCACAAAAACAACCCAACACUGACGAUGAAAUCGAAGUGGUCGUGAAGCAAGAUCCGCCACCGGUGCUUACAGAGGAAGUGGAGAGAAAACCGGAACCGCCUCUGGUUCAAGAGAUAGACCUCCGUCCCCCACCUCCAGCAUUGGUUCGACCCCAGAGUUUUGGUCCAAAGCGGAAAUACAUCCCUCCGCCUCCGCCGCCUCCGCCUCCGGACGUUGUUAUCCGCGUGGGUGGAGGGUGGAUGAAGGAAGAGCAUCACCGGAUACAACACCGCCCUCUACACCGAAAGUUUCAGCCAACAGCAGACCGGAUCCCGUUUAUUCGGUCACAGUUCCAUUAUAGUGCCUCCAAAACCCCUGUGGUGAGCAGGGAAAGGAAGCAGACAGACAAAAUCCGAUAUGCUUCUUUUAUUCCUUGA
Molecule: messenger RNA, 1365 nt
Organism: Saccostrea echinata
Lineage: Eukaryota; Metazoa; Mollusca; Bivalvia; Ostreida; Ostreidae
Product: serine/arginine repetitive matrix protein 1-like
Exons: 2
Coding region: 1-1365 (454 amino acids)
Source: RefSeq, a predicted model, not a curated record